AAUGCCUUUAACUGUGACGAAGCACUUUUUAAAUUAAGCCAUUUGUGGGCGAUUUGCCAGGUUGUGUUUCACUCUGAUCUUGCCAGUGUGGACCUAACCAGUGAGGAAGCGCCUGACCCCGUCGGCUCUAGAAGCGGCUCAGCUGGACCCCCCCAGCAGGAAGACGGCAGCAUGUUCUCUCUCGUCACCUGGAACGUGGAUGGGCUGGAUCUGAACAACCUGUUGGAGCGGGCUCAAGGGGUGUGUGCCGCCCUGGAGCUGUACAGCCCGGAUGUGAUAUUUCUGCAGGAAGUUAUUCCCCCAUAUUACAGCUUGCUAAAGAAGAGAGCACGUAGUUAUGAGAUUAUUACAGGUCGUGACGACGGGUAUUUCACAGCCAUAAUGUUGAAGAAAUCAAGAGUGAAAUUGAAAAGCCAAGAGAUUAUCCCCUUUCCAAAUACACAAAUGAUGAGAAACCUUUUGUGUGUGCAUGCGAGCGUGUCGGGAAACGAGCUGUGCCUCAUGACGUCCCACCUGGAGAGCACCCGGGGGCACGCGAAGGAGCGCGCGAAUCAGUUUAAAAUGGUUCUAAAGAAGAUGCAGGAGGCUCCCGAGUCGGCCACCGUCAUAUUUGCAGGAGACACAAACUUAAGGGAUUACGAGGUUACCAAAUGCGGUGGUUUACCCGGCAACAUCUCAGAUGUCUGGGAGUUGUUGGGCAAACCUAAGCACUGCCAGUACACGUGGGACACACAGAUGAACUCCAACCUUGGCAUCCGUGCCACCUGUAAGCUUCGCUUUGAUCGGAUAUUUUUCCGAGCAGCGGCAGGAGGCGGCCACAUCAUUCCCCAGAGUUUGGAUCUCCUUGGGCUGGAGAAACUGGAGUGUGGCCGGUUUCCCAGCGAUCACUGGGGCCUUCUGUGCACCUUGGACGUCAUAUUGUGAAGAGCUUUUCAAGUAGAAGUCACAUGUUCUGAGUAGUUUUGUGCUGGAGAUUUGCACAUAGAAUUCCUGCCAUCUGGAAAGUCAGGGUUCAUAUGGAAGGAAUAUAUUGGACUACCAGAAGGGAAGGAAAAUCUGAUUCUAUUUUGUGUUUUGAGUAUUAAUGUUUAUUUCGAGGGAAUAUCUGUGUUCAGAAUAUGAGGUCUCCUGGUGAGAGUACAUGAAGGCUGUCAGCUGUCAGUAGUGCUGAGAGCUGCUGCUAGAUUGCACUGCCUCUGGGCCAGCCUUUAUCGUUGAUUUAUUGUAGGAAUCGGGAACCAAAGUAGUGAAUGUUUAGGUGAGUCUUC
Molecule: messenger RNA, 1268 nt
Organism: Myotis davidii
Lineage: Eukaryota; Metazoa; Chordata; Mammalia; Chiroptera; Vespertilionidae
Gene: TDP2
Product: tyrosyl-DNA phosphodiesterase 2
Exons: 5
Biological process (GO): double-strand break repair
Cellular component (GO): PML body; cytoplasm
Molecular function (GO): 5'-tyrosyl-DNA phosphodiesterase activity; single-stranded DNA binding
Source: RefSeq, a predicted model, not a curated record